Molecule: messenger RNA, 348 nt
Organism: Bipolaris maydis ATCC 48331
Lineage: Eukaryota; Fungi; Ascomycota; Dothideomycetes; Pleosporales; Pleosporaceae
Source: RefSeq, a predicted model, not a curated record
GUAGCAUGUCUCCGGGGCCAUAAAAAAGCUGUGGUUUUACUUCUCUCUAAAGGGUUUAGGGCCGACCUUAAAGAUCUCAACAACCGUACCGCGCUUCACGAAGCCGCUUCUCGUGGUCAUAUUAAAACCAUCAGACGUCUUUUGGAGAAAGGAGCAGCAAUCAAUGCAAAAGAUGACCUCGGUUGGACUCCACUUCAUGAAGCAGCUGCUUGUGGCAAGAACAAGGCAGUGAGCCUGCUUGUUGAGAAAGGAGCCGACAUGAUUAUGAGGAAUUAUCAUGGCUGCACUGCGUUUCAUGAGGCAGCUGCUAGCGGCAGUGUCGGCUCAGUCCGUUAUCUUUGCAACAAA